AUGUCGGCCAGGCAGCUCAAGAAAUUAAGAGGAUACGAUCAGACUGAAGAUCUCAAGAAAAUGAUGGGGCUGGCGAGUGGCGAUGAGUCUGAAGAAGAGGCGCCCAAACUCAUGAAAGCGCCGAAGAAAAAGAACUUCGGUUUUGCAUCACUGGUUGAUGAUGAAGAAGAUAAUCUUUCUGAGGAAGAUAGGGAAGAAGCCCCUACUCCAACUGUUCAAAAAACUCCGACCAAGAAGUCAAAGAAGAAGAAAAAUAAAAAGAAAAAAGCUGCUGCGCAAAAGAAAGAAGACGACUUCGAUUCGAUUUUGGCCGAGUUCAAAGUUUCCGAAAACGACAGAAAGAGCGCAGAGAGUGCGGAGGAUUCAAUUGUUCGAAAGAUGACAUCCUGCUUGAGAAUCGACUCGAAGUUCCUGGAUCCAGACGCCGAGCUCAAGCGCAUCUUUGGCAACGCGGCAGUUAAUGCCGAUCGAGCUGAUCGAAAGCAGCAAAAAGGAAGACAACCUCAACGAAAACUCAGGAAUGGGGCAACUCUUUCUUUACAGAAAAUGCAUCCAUAG
Messenger RNA from Oikopleura dioica, 558 nucleotides. NCBI's taxonomy places the organism in Eukaryota, Metazoa, Chordata, Appendicularia, Copelata, Oikopleuridae. The record is from the annotation of a GenBank genome assembly.